GCGGGGUGGGCCUUGCGCCCAACCCCAGAACCCUCCUCGGCCUCGCCCUCUAAGUGAGGCCUGCGGCGGCGGCGGGGCCGCUCCGGGGCGGGAGCUCGCGAGCAGCUCAGUCGGCGGACGAUCACCCGGCGGAUCCCUCGGUCGGUCGCGCGGCGGAGUCCCAAGGCGCACGCGCGCACGCCCCCCGCGCCCCGCCUCUGCGCGCUUCCGCGUCCCACGACCCCGCGCCGCCCGCCGCGGGCUGCUGAGUGUGGCAUGCGGGACUACGACGAGGUGACCGCCUUCCUGGGCGAGUGGGGGCCCUUCCAGCGCCUCAUCUUCUUCCUGCUCAGCGCCAGCAUCAUCCCCAACGGCUUCAACGGCAUGUCCGCCGUGUUCCUGACUGCGACCCCCGAGCACCGCUGCCGGGUGCCCGACUCCGCGAACCUGAGCAGCGCCUGGCGCAACCACAGUGCCCCGCUCCGGCUGCAGGACGGCCGCCAGGUGCCCCACAACUGCCGGCGCUACCGGCUCGCGGCGAUCGCCAACUUCUCGGCGCUCGGGCUGGAGCCGGGGCGCGACGUGGACCUGGAGCAGCUGGAGCAGGAGGACUGCCUGGAUGGCUGGGAGUUCAGCCAGGACGUCUACCUGUCCACCAUCGUGACCGAGUGGAACCUGGUGUGUGAGGACGACUGGAAGGCCCCGCUCACGGUCUCCUUGUUUUUCGUGGGUGUGCUGAUAGGCUCCUUCAUUUCGGGGCAGCUCUCAGACAGGUUUGGUCGGAAGAACGUGCUGUUUGUGACCAUGGCCAUGCAGACAGGCUUCAGCUUCCUGCAGAUCUUCUCCAGGAACUUUGAGAUGUUUGCCGUGCUGUUUGUCCUUGUAGGCAUGGGCCAGAUCUCCAACUAUGUGGCAGCAUUUGUCCUGGGAACAGAAAUUCUUGGCAAGUCCAUUCGUAUCAUAUUCUCUACGUUAGGAGUGUGCAUAUUUUAUGCAAUUGGCUACAUGCUGCUGCCACUGUUUGGUUACUUCAUAAGAGACUGGCGGAUGCUGCUGCUGGCGCUGACCUUGCCGGGGCUGCUGUGCGCAGUGCUCUGGUGGUUCAUCCCCGAGUCCCCCCGAUGGCUCAUCUCUCAGGGACGAUUUAAAGAGGCAGAGGUGAUCAUCCAUAGGGCUGCCAAAAUCAAUGGGAUUGUUGCACCCUCAGCCAUCUUUGAACCAAGCGAGCUACAAGACCUAAGUUCCCAGAAGCCGCAGUCCCACAGCAUUCUGGAUCUGCUCCGAACCCGGAACAUCCGAAUGGUCACCAUCAUGUCUAUAAUUCUGUGGAUGACCAUAGCAGUGGGCUAUUUUGGGCUCUCCCUGGACACCCCUAACUUGCACGGCGACGCCUAUGUGAACUGCUUCCUAUCGGCAGUGGUGGAAGUCCCCGCGUACGUGCUGGCCUGGCUGCUGCUGCGGCACCUGCCCCGCCGCUACUCCAUGGCCACCGCCCUCUUCCUGGGCGGCAGCGUCCUCCUCUUCGUGCAGCUGGUGCCCCCAGACUUGUAUUAUUUGUCCACCGUCCUGGUGAUGGUGGGCAAGUUUGGAGUCACUGCUGCCUUUUCCAUGGUCUACGUGUACACAGCCGAGCUGUACCCCACUGUGGUCAGAAAUAUGGGCGUGGGAAUCAGCUCCAUGGCGUCCCGCCUGGGCAGCAUCCUGUCUCCCUACUUCAUUUACCUUGGUGCCUACGACCGCUUCCUACCCUACAUUCUCAUGGGAAGUCUGACCAUCCUGACAGCCAUUCUCACCUUGUUCCUCCCAGAGAGCUUCGGUAUCCCCCUCCCAGACACCAUUGACCAGAUGCUAAGAGUAAAAGGAAUAAAAUACAGGCAAACUCCAAGCCACACAAGGAUGUUAAAAGAUGAUGAAGAAAGCCCCACAGUCCUUAAAAGCACAGCCUUCUAACAACCUCUAGUGAGUGAGAAAGUGAAGAGGAAAGACUGGUCUUGUCAGAAACUGUGUAGACGCUGAGUCCUUCAGCGACAGGGUCUUUGCUGUUCAUUCCGUUGACCCUUUGUCUGACAAGCUCGCGGAUGGGCACCUGGGCUCAGAGGCUGCGUGUGGUCCUAGAGCGCCACCUUCCCUCCAGCGACACCGUGGCUACUGACAGACAACUUCAGAGAAGUCCUAACAUGAUGGACAGAGCACUUCCUAAGAAGUGAACUAGAACCAUUGGGAUUUGGAAGAAUAUAAGAGGCAUCUGCUAAAUUUACAUUUUAAUUUCAGACUUCCUGAAAAGGCCUCCUAAUAAAACUGGAGGUCUAAAUCCCACCCUUUACAUAUUUUCUUCGAUUCCCUCUAAUGGUGCACUUUAGAGGGAAAAAGAUCAUUUCAGCCCUGGCUGGUGUGGUUCAGUGGUUAGAGCAUCAGCCCACAUACCGAAGGGUUCUGGGUUCCAUUCCUGGUCAAGGGCACGUACCUGGGUUGCAGAUUCAAUCCCCAGCCCUGGUCGGGUUACUUGAGGGAGGCAACCAGUCCAUGUGUCUCUCUCACAUCGAUGUUUCUCCCUCUCCUUCUCUCCCUUUCACUCUCUAAAAAUAAAUGGAAAAAAAUAUCUCAGUUGAGGAUUAACAACAACAAAAAGAAAUCAUUUUACAGGGAGUUGCAUUUCUCACACUUUCUCAGUUACGAAGGUUAUUAACUGGGAUUAUUGCUUCCUGAGGGCAGGAGAGCUGGGUGUGGGGAAAUUUACAGGUAAUUAACAUGAGGGGAUGUAGAGGUAAAGAACACAGGCAAGGCGUGUACCUGAGCUCUUGGGACACCCAGUGUGAUUACUGGGCAGACUUGUUUACAUCUGAUCAAAGCACGGGGCUGGUCCAGGCCCAUAAUAGACACUUCUUGGAACCCACUAUUGUUUUCAUGCCAAAUGAGUCAAACCUCCUACCUGUUAUGAUGUCCAUGUAUGGUUUGCAGGAGGUGUAUCAGUGAGAAAGAGAGACGAGCAAACUUGUCUCUUCUCUUAAAACCAUAAUAUGGGUUUUGUUUGUGUGUUGUUAUGUCUUUUUCUCAUUACGUUAUUUGCUCUUCAGAAAAGACUUAGGAAAGACUGGUUCCUUAGCCUCUUGGUUUGUGUCUUUUUUUUUCAACCCAGAAUCACUCUGGCAAAGGUCUGCAGUUGCCACUUGUGCAAGGCCUUCCCACUGGCACUCCUGAGUGUGGUACGGAUGUCAUUGUGCGGGUUCCUUUUGUGAUGCCAAAUCAUGGGGGAAAUUACAAAGAAGAAAGUUCAGUCGUGUUCACAGUCUUUCAGAGCUGCUCACUUCAGUCAUAGACAUUGGGAGAGAUUUUGUGUUCCAUGUAAUUGUCCUCUCUUUUCUGAUUGUUACUGUGGUAUUCCUGCAGCAUAUGCUUCACCUGGUUAAAAAACAUUUUUGGGAAAGCUACUGACGUGCCUUGGAAAAUGAAGAUGUUUUAAUAAAUAAAAUAAUUUUUUAAGUAA
Molecule: messenger RNA, 3463 nt
Organism: Myotis daubentonii (Daubenton's bat)
Lineage: Eukaryota; Metazoa; Chordata; Mammalia; Chiroptera; Vespertilionidae
Product: organic cation/carnitine transporter 2
Biological process (GO): transmembrane transport; carnitine transport
Cellular component (GO): membrane
Molecular function (GO): ATP binding; transmembrane transporter activity
Source: RefSeq, a predicted model, not a curated record